Thyridium curvatum is the source of this 1473-nucleotide messenger RNA. RefSeq lists its product as uncharacterized. Gene Ontology annotation, molecular function: carbohydrate:proton symporter activity. The record is from RefSeq and is a predicted model, not a curated record. The transcript is spliced from 10 exons. The coding region runs from base 1 to 1473 and encodes 490 amino acids. Gene Ontology annotation, cellular component: membrane. NCBI's taxonomy places the organism in Eukaryota, Fungi, Ascomycota, Sordariomycetes, Thyridiales, Thyridiaceae. Gene Ontology annotation, biological process: carbohydrate transport; transmembrane transport.
AUGGUUAAAACAUCUCGAUACAAUCUUUCUAUCGUGCUCUUUGUGGCACUGAGCAGCUUGACCUAUGGUUAUGCCUUCUCCGUUUUCAGUACCUCGAUUGGUCAGCCCGGCUUUUACAAGUAUUUCGAUCUUGCUCUAGAGGGCCCAGGCUCCGACUACACGGCCUCUAUCCUAGGUGCCAUCAAUGCUCUGUUCUCAGCUGGCGCCGCCUUUGGCGCGCUUUCCAUCGCCUGGCUCCCUGAUUGGAUUGGAAGAAAGCUCACUAUCAUCAUUGCGGGUGCCAUCAGCCUUGUCGGCGGUGCUCUUGUGGCCGGAAGUGCAAACAUCCCGAUGCUUGUCGUUGUCAGACUCCUGCAAGGUAUUGGAGUAGGACAGUGUAUUACAAUCACUCCUAUCUAUCUCUCCGAGGUGGCGCCUCCGCAUCGUCGAGGUCUUCUGGCUGGCCAAAAUGCUGUCGGCCUGGUCAUUGGAUACUUCUUGUCGAGUUGGGUUGGAUAUGGUGCAUACUACGCCACAAACGAGACUUUCCAGUGGAGGUUUCCGCUGGCGCUCUCAUGCCUGUUCCCCUUCGUGCUCUUGAUCGGCUCUCCAUGGGUCCCUGAGUCCCCCCGCUGGUUGUUGUGGAAAGAUCGUGCCGACGAGGCCUGGACCAUCACCGAGCGCCUGCACCACGACCCCAAUGACGACACGCAGAUGCAGGCCCGGGAGGAAUUCUAUCAGAUGAAGAAGCAGAUUGAGUUCGACCGCCAGCAGGACUUAUCCAUGUGGUACAUGUUCAAGAAGCCUUCGCUGCGCCGAAGAAUCCUGCUCGGCUGCGGCGUGCUGCUCGGCGGUCAAUCCUGUGGUCCUCUUGUCAUCAACAGUGCGUACUCCGAUUAUGGGGUCCUGCUGUACCAAGGUCUCGGGAUGACUGGCAGUUUGCCCUUGCUGAUGUACGCCAUUUAUGUCGUCGUCGGAGCUUCAGUCAACAUCAUUGCUGCAUUCAUCAUGGACAAAGUGGGCCGUCGACCGCUCUUUUUCAUUGGAUUCCUCGGCACCACUGUCGCUAUGGCGUGUGAGACAGCCUUGGUGUCGAAGUAUGCUGGCACAGACAACAAAGGCGGGAAUGCCGCAGCUGUGUUCUUUCUCUUCCUUUUCGUGACGAUCUACGGACUCGCCAUUGACAACACUGCCUUUGUUUACUGCGCUGAGAUCUUCCCGACGAUGUACCGUGCCAAGGGCAUGGCUCUGGGUCUGUUCGUUUACUACGUAUCGUCAAUCGCCUUCCUCACUCCCGCAGCUACCGCAAUGCAGAACAUUGGCUGGAAGUUCUACCUUGUAUUCACUGCCCGCUUGUCACUCGAGGAGAUUAAUGCUAUCUUCGGUGACAAGGUUGUCGUGGACCUGACCAACGCCACUGCAGAGGAGCGAGCCCGGAUGGACAGUGCCAUUCUCGAGAAGUCGGCUGAGACUGGGGAACACCACGAAUUGUAA